Messenger RNA from Striga hermonthica, 912 nucleotides. The record is from the annotation of a GenBank genome assembly. NCBI's taxonomy places the organism in Eukaryota, Viridiplantae, Streptophyta, Magnoliopsida, Lamiales, Orobanchaceae.
AUGGUAGAUCUGGGAGCAUCAGCGGGCCGGAUCUGCACAGUUCGGCGGUAUGGCGGUGGUGCUCGGCCCGUCGCCUUCAUGCUCGUGGACAUUUUGUGCUUUUACUGUAAGUUCUCCGGGAGAACAUGGAAGGUGGAGGCGGCGUGGUGUGAGAUCUCAACUCCGGGAAGGCAGCUGCCCGACGGCAGCGACGCUGGAGAUGGAGGAUGCAUUGGUGUUGAGAAGUCGGAUAAACUGGCUAUGGCUAUGUCGAGCAGGGCGCCUCUGUUGUGUUUGUCCCGGCGGGACUGUGGUUUCGGAGGCGGCGACCGGGAAUGGCGGCAACGACCGACCUUGUCGGAGGCUGAGAGGGUGGUCUUGGUGAAGACGACCUCGUCCCGCCUGCCAACCUCUGUCGACCUCCGUCACUAUGGGUCCAGUCCUCUCGCCGGAACUCGGAGUGAAGGACAUGAGCGGUCCAGCGGCACGCGCCACCCCGUGUACCGGGGCGUACGCAAGCGCCGGUGGGGCAAGUGGGUGUCAGAGAUCAGGGAACCCAAGAAGAAGACCCGGAUAUGGCUCGGGUCGUUCCCGGCGCCGGAGAUGGCGGCCAGGGCCUACGACGUCGCCGCCUACUGCCUGAAGGGUCCCAAGGCCCAGCUCAACUUUCCCGACGAUGUCGACCAUCUCCCCCGCCCGCCCACGACCGCCGCCAGGGACAUCCAGGCCGCCGCCGCCCUGGCAGCCAAGAUGGCGGCGGAGAAGGGCGGCGCCACCGAUGAGGGAGGCGACGGAGGGGACGACUUCUGGGCGGAGAUAGAGCUUCCGGAGCUUCUGAUGGACGGAAACGGCUGCUUGCCGGAGGUAUGGUGGGCGUCGCCGGCCAGUGACCCCACGUCGAUGGAUAUCACUGGCGGCGACCAAUUAUUUUGA